This is a messenger RNA of Aegilops tauschii subsp. strangulata, 927 nucleotides long. RefSeq lists its product as uncharacterized. Gene Ontology annotation, biological process: negative regulation of translation. NCBI's taxonomy places the organism in Eukaryota, Viridiplantae, Streptophyta, Magnoliopsida, Poales, Poaceae. Gene Ontology annotation, molecular function: rRNA N-glycosylase activity. The record is from RefSeq and is a predicted model, not a curated record.
AUGGUGACCAGGGAUUGUAACCGCAGGCCCUUUUUCACCGUGUUUGAACUAGUUGAAGCCGACGACAGGAUGACAAAUUCCAUGUGCAAGUGGGUGGAGGCCACGAGCUUAGGCGACUAUGCCUUGUUUCUGGGGGCGACAUGCACCAAGGUGGUGCACGUGGUGGCGGGCGGGGUGUGGCGGCGUGAGAAGAAACCACAUCUACUAUUUCGACCACAGGGCAAAGGUGCACUGGACGAACUCACCCUCAUUCAGCAAUGUUUGUGCAAUGCAAUUGGUGUGCUACCUCUUCCAUUGCCACCAUAUAUACUUCAUCCGUUUGCUCAGGAGAAGAGAUGGACCCAAUCGUCUCGAUUCGCCAUGGCCGCCUUCCGCCUCCUCUUCCUCGUGCUUGCCUUGGCCUUCAGCUGCAACAGCGCUGUCGCCGCAACGGUUGACAACCAGCCGCUGCCGCAGCAGGAGGCCUGCAUGGCAUCCACUUCUUCCUCGUGCCCGGAAGCCACCGUCGACGCCAAGGCGCUCAAGGAGGAGGCCAGCUUGAUGUACAAGGAGAAGGUCGGCGCGUUCUUCAGACAUGAUGGUCGCAACAUCCAGGUCGACUUCGUCCUCCCCGCCAGCAACAGCGAAGUCGCCGUUGGGGACGAGGACCUGCAGCUGAGGCAGGAGGCCAUGGCGCAGGCCAUUACCGUGCUCUCCCGCCACAGUCCAGAGACCACCGACGCCAAGACGCUCAAGCGGGCGAUGGGGGUGGUGAACCUCGAGGCCCAGCGGUGGAAGCCCAUCUUCAGGGCCGUCAACAGGGUGCUGGAGAGCGGCGCCGACGACCGCACCAAGGAGGAGGCGUUCACCCAGGCCAGGGUGCAGCUCAACCGCGACCUCGGCCAAGAAGGUCCCAACGCCCUCAAGCUCGACUUCCGCUUUCUGUGA